ACGUACGGCGAAAUGGAUCUAGAAUAGGAGGAAGACUGAUACCGCGGUGGAACUUACUGUUCCGUGUAUAUAGUUUUCAUAUAGUUAAUAUACUUCAUAUAUCACAUCUGUAUAUUGGAUUGUGUGUGUAAAUAUAUCACCCUUUUUAUGACUGAUUCUCUCCUAUUUGUAUAAUGGAUAUAAGCUUGGAUGUAAGUGACUUCUUUUCCCCGCGGAUGUGAAUAAUUCUUCAAGAUUAUAGGGUACUUAUCAAUGAACUGACCACAAUCCAAGUAUAGCAUGGCAAGUAGUGUAGUCCGGGCAGAAGACAUUGAUCGCGAGUUCCUUCAGUGUCCCUUAUGCAUCGACCGUCUCCAGAAGCCAAAGGUUCUUUCCUGUCAACACACCUUCUGCGUGGGUUGCCUCGAGUUAUGGGUGGCCAAGAACAACGACCAACUCUCCUGCCCCGUCUGCCGCAACGAGUACGAGCUUCCCCAAGCCGGCGUCCACUCCCUCCCCGACAAUUUCUUCGUCAACAGCAUCAUCGAUUUUAUCGGUCGGAAGCGGCAGGCGUCGGCGACGGCGUUGACGUGCCACGGAUGCGAGAACGAGGCCUCGCAUUAUUGUACGAACUGCGAGGAGGAGUUGUGCUUCGAUUGUGCCGGAGCGCAUCGUCGGCUUCGUUUGACGAAAAAUCACAAGUUGACAACGCUAGACGAACACCAGUCAAGUGGCAUGCGAGUAGACUGUGAUUUCGCCAAGCAGGAUGACAAGAUGUGCAGGAGUCAUCGGGGAUAUCUUCUAGAGCUUUUCUGCCAUUCCUGUGACAUUCCCAUUUGCCGUCUUUGUGUGCUUAAAGACCACCCGCCAUCCAAACACGUCCAUGAUACGCUUCAAGAGACAGCGGCCAGCCGUCGGAAGACCCUUGGCACCCUGGCAGCCACGGCCAAGGAAAGGGUGUCUGGCCUUCGAGACUCUGUCACAAUCCUCAAGGAGACACAACGUCGUCUCAAGAUGAGCCGAGAUCGCAUCGACGGUCAGAUCAAACAGAGGAAGCAGAAGAUGAUCGAAAUGAUUGAACUCUUCGAGCAGGAAGCCAGCGCUGAACUCGGCGAGGAAUUCUCAUCAAGAGACACCAAACUAGAGGAAGAGAUCGAGACCAAGCAACGACUGCUGGACAAGACUGUCAGUGUCUGCAACGUCCUGGAGAAUCUCCACGGUGAAGGGGACGACCAUGCGUUGCUAUACAUCAGUCGGGACACCACCUGGAAGUUAGAGGAAUCCAUCAACUUCAGUGCCGGUGUCGAGACCGAGGAUAAUGGUUAUAUUGGGUUUAACGUGGGCGAGGACAGUUACGACCGCGCAGCGGCGUUCGGACAAGUGCAGAACCCCACCAUGACCUCGACGUCGCACAUCGCCAUCGGACUCCAGCCGUCGUGCCCGCCCGUCAUCUCCGCGGGCGAAGACGUGUGCCUUACGGUGACAACGAGGAAUGCAGGAGGACAGCAGGUACGGAACGGUGGUGCUCCGGUGACAGCCAAGCUCUGUUCACCGGCGGGCGAGGUCGGGAUAGCGAGGGUUCGUGACCGCAUGGACGGCAACUAUGAUAUCACUUUUAGACCAAACUGCGCGGGAAAACAUCGGCUGAUCGUGUCUGUCUUUGGGAAGCAGAUUGGAGAAAGCCCUCUUGAGUUUGAUGUGAUGCAGCCAGAGAGACAGGUUAUCACGUUCGGUAAUCUAACGACGUCGGGGGUGAACCCGUUCAUGGCCGAUGCUCGAUUACGGGAGCCUUGGGGCGUGACGGUGUCGGACCGAACCGGGCUCAUCUACGUCGCCGACACCGGUAACAGCUGUAUCCGUGUCUUUGACAUCGACGGCAAUGCCAAGGGACAACUUGGCUUCCCGAACUUCGCCCAGCGUUUCGAGCCCGUCGAUCUGACGCUCAACAACAACGACAACCUGGUGAUCACCGACCACAGAAAUCAACAGGUAUUGGUAUGCAACCAAGACGGUACGCUGACUCAGAUCUUCGGUGCUGCAGAGCUCCGGCGACCGUGCGGCGUCGCAGUCAACAGCCUCGGCUACGUGUACGUCACCGACCACGAGUCGCAUUGCGUGCGGGUCUACGACCCCGACGGACUUCACGUACGAGAUAUGGGAGGGUACGGGAACACGCUGGGAUACUUCAGAGGACCCAUCUCGGCUGCGGUCAACAGCAAAGACGAACUGAUCGUGUCCGAUCGGGACAACCAUCGUCUGCAGAUCUUCGACACGGACGGCGAUUAUCUCCUCGAGGUGACGCCGUCGGGCGAGGGCGACGACGAGUUCAAGUACCCGACCGGCGUCGCUACCGACCUCAACGACAACAUCUACGUGUGCAACGACUGGAACGGCCGGGUGCUCAAGUUCUCACCGGACGGGACCUUCGUCAAACGCGUAGACAGCGACGAGGACGGUCUCCGUUACCCGAACGGUAUCGCGAUCACCGAUGACGUCAAAGUGGUGGUCGUUGAUUACGGCAAUGACUGCGUCAAGGUUUUCGCGUAGAGGCAUGUGAUAGAACUGCCUACAAGGACAUUGUACAUGCACGAAUCCCUGCCUAUUUAUUCCAAAGAAGCUUUGUGCCCAGUAGUAGUAAGCUCUCGUGUCCUACCAAUAGCAGCAACAUGCCCGCUUGAAAUGGCAACGGAAAUUGUCAUCUUUGUAUUUUAUAAGCCAAAAUUAAGAGACCAUCUGAAGUUUAUAUCUCUGGGAAGACAUGACUGAAAUAUGAUUUUAAUCAUCAAAACUGAAGGAUUGCCUUUUGUUCAGAAAAUGUGCACAAAACAAUUGGAAGUAAUACGAAAUAAUAGGUCAAUGUUUGUUAUACAGUGCUUCUCCCUUUGUCUAAAUGAUAUUACUGUUAUGCCGUUAUUGAAUAGCGCAUAUUCACAUUAUGACAUAUCGUCUCUAUGCGCUUCUACAGGACUUAGGAUACUAUUACCCCGGCUUUAGCUUUAGCAACCGUAGCGCUCAUUGCAUUCAAGGAAUGAAUCCUACCAGGUACCCACUUACAACCCCUGCAAGGGA
This is a messenger RNA of Strongylocentrotus purpuratus (purple sea urchin), 3048 nucleotides long. RefSeq names its product tripartite motif-containing protein 2. Gene Ontology annotation, biological process: positive regulation of DNA-templated transcription. The transcript is spliced from 7 exons. The record is from RefSeq and is a predicted model, not a curated record. The coding region runs from base 280 to 2526 and encodes 748 amino acids. Gene Ontology annotation, cellular component: nucleoplasm; chromatin. Gene Ontology annotation, molecular function: zinc ion binding; protein binding; ubiquitin-protein transferase activity. Lineage: Eukaryota; Metazoa; Echinodermata; Echinoidea; Camarodonta; Strongylocentrotidae.